UUCAUUAAAGCUAACAACGAAAGCUCUCAUACAUACGUACAUAUGUACAUAUAGAUGAGACUGAAAAAUUACAUUCAACUAAGCAAUUUACAAUAACACCAGAUGAAAAGAAAGAAUUAUUUAAAAGUUUGUCACAAACUGAGAUACCAAUAUUAUUAUCGGAUAAUUUAAAAACACCAGGAUUGCAAUCAAUAAUUGAUAAUGGAAAUUCAAAAAUUAAAAAUCAAACUGAAGCUGAUAAAAAAGUUUGCGAAAUAAAACAAAUAUUAGAAAAAAAAUCAUGGAAUCAAAAAAUUUAGAUAAUGCUUUUCACAAAAUAAAUCGUUUUAUAAGUUUUGAACCUGGUGAUCGUAAAAUUUAUAUGGAGGAUCUUGAAUGCAUCACUAAGUUUAUUAUAGGAAAAUUAAAAAAUCAUGACAAAGUUUUUGAAAAAUUAUACAACGGACACUAUUUCCAAGGAAGCUAUAUGGAUAAUUUAAAGAUUAAAAAACCUGAUGAAUAUGAUAUUAUUAUACAAAUGAAGUUACCAAAAUUUGAUUUAGCCAUUAUAACUGCCGAUCCUAAUAAAGCUGGUAACGUUUUAAUUGAUAUUACAAAAAUAUUAGAGACAAUGCCAAAAAAUACAGCAACUCACAAUGAAAUAUAUAAAAGAUUGACAAAAUCUACAGAUGAAUUUAAUUUUUUGGAUCAAAAAAAAAUUUCAUCUUGGUUUCAAAGUAUGUUUUAUAAUAUACUUGGUAAUAAUUCGACUGUUCAUUUAAAUAUUAAUGGCACAGAUUAUAAGUUAGAUCGUAAAGUAUGUGGACCAGCUCAAACAAUUAAAAUUUAUAACAAAUAUAAAAACAUAAGUAUUUCAAUUGAUUAUGUACCAGCAUUUAUUUUUACCGAGUCACAAUGGGUUGCUAAAAGAGGAGUUCUUAAUGAAUAUUCUUUCGGUUGGUUAGCUAUACCAAAACCUGACUAUGCUCGCCACAAUGAUAAGAAACCAAAUCUUUCAUUUCGAUCAUCAUUUUCAACUAUUGAACGGGAAAUGAUUUGGGGUGAAAAUCAAUUAAAAAAUGUAUGUAAAUUAAUAAAGAAAUUAAGAGACAGAUGGAAUAUUCAAAAUCUUAAAAGCUAUCAUAUUAAAACAUUAUUUUUAUGGGAGAAUGAAAUUCAAAAUAAAACUUUUUGGAAUAAACCAACAAGCUAUUUAUUUAUGCAUAUGUUUCAAAGACUAGUUGAAGGUGUCAAAAAUGGAACUAUAACAUUUUUUUGGGAUUGGGAUCAAAAUAUGCUUGAUAAUUUAACAUCUUAUCAAUUAAAUACCAUGUUUGAUCAACUCAAAGCUGUUUAUGAUAAAAUCGAAAAAUUAAGACAGGAGAAAUUGAUAUCCACUAGCAUUUAUGAAAUAUUUCUUACGAAAAGCGAAAUUGAUGAAAUGAAUAGAGGUAAUACUUUAGAAAGGGUUUUGAAAAAUGAAAAUUCAACUUCUCAAAAUGAAACUAAUUCCCCUAAUAUAAAUUAUGGUCACGUGGAAAAUAAUGAAUCAAGUUCAACUACAGGCUUGGGAACAAUUGGAGCUAUUUCUCUAGGAAUUGGUGCCUUAACACUUGGAGCACUUUACUUAUUUGGAUCAAAUAGAAAUCAAAAUUAAGAACUUUUUUUUCAAUAUCACUAAAAUAUACUUAUAAAACCUGACAAAUAUCAACUAAAUUCAAAAUAUAGCCAAAAAUC
Molecule: messenger RNA, 1716 nt
Organism: Condylostylus longicornis
Lineage: Eukaryota; Metazoa; Arthropoda; Insecta; Diptera; Dolichopodidae
Product: cyclic GMP-AMP synthase-like receptor
Exons: 6
Coding region: 281-1636 (451 amino acids)
Source: RefSeq, a predicted model, not a curated record